UGUGUUUCCCCCCGAUCAGCUGUUGUCAGGAGGAUGACGUCGCUUCCGGUCUCACCCGACAUUACAACAACAAGGCAGGCGAGCGGAGCCGAGCCGAGCUGAACCGAGCAGAGGGGCAAAGAGACGACGGUGCCGCCAGAGGAAACAGAAAUCCUACAACUGAAGAAUUCCUAUCAACAUAGUUGGAGUCAGUGACUUCCCCCACAGAUGAGGCUGAUGUUGUAGCGGGGGACCCACAUCCCCCCCCACAGUCAGACCAGGGACUGUUUUAGGUGUGUUGCUGAGUCCAGGAUGGAGAGGAUUUGAGGACACGCUCUCCUCAGGUGACUCCUGAGUUGUGACACCGAUUCUUCAGAGCCCAGCCUGCUAGUAAUAUGAGCCAUGGACUCUGGGGCACUUGAUAGUCCUGUAACCCUGGUCAUUAAGGCCCCCAACCAGAAGUAUGAAGACCAGACCAUCAACUGCUUCCUCAACUGGACCGUGGAGAGGCUGAAGAGUCACAUCUCUAACGUGUACCCCAGCAAGCCGCUGUCUAAAGACCAGCGGCUGGUGUACUCAGGACGGCUCCUUCAAGACCACCUGCAGCUCAGAGAUGUGCUCAGAAAGCAGGAUGAAUACCACAUGAUGCACCUAGUGUGUACCUCUCACAGCCCCCCAGCCUCGCCCAUCCCUCGCAGCCCCUCCAUGGCCAACUCCUCAGCUUCGGACUCCAGCAGUUCAGACAGUGCCGGCGCCGCCUCCUCUGCCAACACACCGAGUCAGGACAGUCAGCCAGCCGCCUCCUCCUCGUCUGUCCCAGGAAGUUAUGACGGUUUGCGGUAUCGCGGCGGCUUCCCCCCGUACGACCCUCAGGGCCCACCUGGUGUUCCUCAGUGGCCAGAUGGAGCCCAGGUUCCUCUGCACGGCGGCCUCCCUGCCAACAUGCCCCCCCACCCCAUGUACAUGCCCAUGCAGAUGCUGUGGUGGCAGCAGAUGUAUGCUCGUCACUAUUACAUGCAAUAUCAAGCAGCAGUAGCAGCCUCUCAGCCUCCCAGCGCUGCCUCCCCUCCUUCCUCUCCCUCCCCCUCCUCACCACAUCCGCCCGCCCAGCCCAACGAAGCUGUGCAGCCCCCUUUAGGGGGUCCAAACCCGGACCCCAACCCUCUACCAGAGAACCAGCCGGCCAACCCUAACAUCCAGAUGAAUGCGCAGGGCGGCGCCGUGAUGAACGAUGAUGAGCUGAACCGCGACUGGCUGGACUGGUUGUACACGGUGUCUCGCGCCGGCGUCCUGCUCAGCAUCGUGUACUUCUACUCCUCCUUCAGCCGCUUCGUCAUGGUGGUCGGCGCCAUGCUGCUUGUCUACCUGCAUCAGGCUGGAUGGUUCCCCUUCAGGCCGGAUCAGCAGAACCUUCGAGGAGGAGAAAGAGCCGGAGCUCCUCAGGGGGAAGCAGAGAGACACCAGGACAUACAGGAAAUCGAGCGUCUGAUGGAUGAGGGGAUAGAGGAUGAUGACAGUGGUGAGGAAGGAGGUGGAGGCUCUGAGGACCAGGCAGCCGCUGCUCUCCCUGAGCCCAGCUUCCUCACCACCGCGUGGUCCUUCAUCAGCACCUUCUUCACCUCGCUCAUCCCCGAGGGACGACCCCACCCGGCCAACUAGAUGGACCCCACCCUUUCUGGCCUACCUCUUAAAUAACCCCCCCCCCCCCCCAUCCUCCUCCUGCCAUCAGGUACACAAGUAUCACAAUUCCCCCCUUCAUCUUCACUGUCCUGAAUAACCCCCUUUACCCUGGAAGCACCCCGGCCAGUCGGCAACAAACCUCCUAGAAGCUGCCAACAAAAGGACUGAUAUAUAAAACAGGCUCCUCUGAAGUUUAAGAGCAGAAGCAGUAAGUUCUGCAGGCGGGUGGGAGAAUAAAACUGACAUAUAGAAAGUAAAUACGACGCUUCAGCAGUGAAAGUUUUUUUGUUUUGUUUUGUUUUCUUUCAUCGAUCGUGGAUUCAUUGAGACGUCUUGAUGGUCAGAGACACCAGAGGGAGCUGUCUUCCAUUUUAAGAAGUGAUGAGGUCCCAGUGAGGGAUGUGACACAGACACACAGGAAAAAGUGAAAAUCAGGAAACGACGGGGAGACGUUGGUCCUGAACAAAUCAUGAGAAAACGCAUCCCUGAAGACAUUUUCAUGUAUGCACACGAUGUGCAUAGUAACAUUGCAGCUAUUGAAGCACAUUGUUUUCUCCCACUUUGUGUAUUUGAACAUUAUCUAUUUACACAUGUAAGUAUAUGCAUCUUUAAUUCCUGAAUAUAAGCUUUUUUUGAAUAAAAACCUUGCUGCGGUU
Acanthopagrus latus (yellowfin seabream) is the source of this 2315-nucleotide messenger RNA. RefSeq names its product HERPUD family member 2 (gene herpud2). Gene Ontology annotation, molecular function: protein binding. Bases 382 to 1638 code for a protein of 418 amino acids. NCBI's taxonomy places the organism in Eukaryota, Metazoa, Chordata, Actinopteri, Spariformes, Sparidae. The record is from RefSeq and is a predicted model, not a curated record. Gene Ontology annotation, biological process: endoplasmic reticulum unfolded protein response. The transcript is spliced from 9 exons.